AUGGCUACUCCCCUCACCGAGGAAGCUGGUCCUACAGACUAUCCUGAGGAUUACGGAAAAAGGCUGAAGAACUACCGACCGAAGAUUCAGGCCCUCAAUGUUGAGACAGAGCAGCAACGGGCGGCACUCUCACAGCGCCGAAAUCUGCUUUUCACAGCCCAGGGAUACGACAUUUAUGUAUGGAUACCAAGGGGCUCCAACCAGCUGCUUGGCUCUCAGCCUGAGAUGAUAAUUCGUCCGGUCAUGAACAAACCCCACGCUUCUGGCUACAUUGCCCCUGCAAGACCCCACACAAUCAACCAUAUCAUUGUGGAUGACCUAGGAACGGACGAAGUCUUGUUACUUGCAACCGACUCCGGCAAUGUCACCGGCUAUCAUGUGGAGGCUAUCUACUCAGCAAUAGGCCGAUGUUUGAAACUCAAUAACAAACAGCCGUUUGAUGGUGUUGAGGUGAAGCCAUUCUUUGUCGAGUAUGUUGGAAAAAGUGCAUGGGGCUUGGCAACUCAUAAAUUUGCUCGCCUGAUCGCUGUGAGUGCAAACACUGGCUAUAUAACUGUGUUUGCGUUUGCCAUGGUGGACGACGAAUUGUUUGGCGAUGGAUCCUCCUCUGAUACCUCCGAGAUUUUUGGCAUCGAGCAAUCUAGUCAAUUGGGGCAAACCUGGCUUGUGAUUGAAGAUGAUGAAGAACUGGCCGAAGUGAAAAGGAAGAUGCCCAAUCAUCGGACCCGCAACCUACGACUCCACUACGCGGGCCAUUAUGAGAAUAUCCCAUGCGUGUCAUUUGCCAACUUCGACCUGGAUCCAAAUGGUACGUGGAUGAUCAGCACCGACAUUUUAAACAGAGUUUUAGUUUGGAGAGUUUGGGACGCAAUGGGCCCCGUCAAAGAGUCCACUUAUGGACAUCCACGGAAUAAUCACCCAGAGAGAGGCUGGUUUGUCUUACCUAUUGAUCCACGCAGGGUUCAAAAACACCGUUUGAAGGUCGACGCGUGUGGAUGUAUACCAAUGGACGACCCUUUCGAAAACCAGAUAAUUUUCGACACUUCUGAUUCGAUCCACAGUAUCACUGAGUGGCCAACAAAGCAUAGUCCAUCAUAUCACCAACCUCUACCAACUCGCCAUUAUUUGCCUGAUGAUGUUUUCUCCCCUGAUUGCAUUACUAGACAACGCUCUGCAACGAGAUUUCCCAGCCCUGGACCCGAUUUAUCACCUGUGGAACCACCUUUCGAUGGAUCCCAUACCGAGGCCAUUGAUGAUUUGGCACGAAAUUCAGAUACUGACCACGAGAGUGUCUGUGAUGUCGAUGCUGAAAACAUAAUGCCCGAAAAUCCGCCGCUCCGAAUGGAGAGCGGGAUCGUGGAUCUGGUCGAGGAUGCAAAUGAACACUUCGACCCCUUUAAAACUACCCCCAACACGAUAAAUGACUUUGAAACUCACUUGGAAUUGCAGCAACGUUAUCUAUUGCAUCCUCAAAAUCCUCAGUUCUAUCCGGUCAUUCACUUCUCCGAACACGACAUCAGUCUGGCCUCUUAUCCGUGCGAUGCCCGACUACAAAUUCUCGCUCAGUCACCACUUACCAACACGGCUCCCCGAAACUUACGUAUCCAUCAGUCCUGCGAUCGGAUGAACAUGAUCAAGUACAUCCCUGAGCUGGGACUCAUCAUUGCCGCCUCUCAGGAAGGCCGGGUCGCCAUAAUUUCGCUUACCUGGCAGGCUGAAAUUGGCCAUUCUUUCCGCAUUGACUGGAUCGUCCCAUUCGACUCACAGGUCACGGAUCCAGACUACCCAAAAGUACCUCUUAUGGGAAUGGCUGUAAGCCCGAUGCCUGGAUUCGAGCAGCCACCUGAUAUUCCGUGCAUUCCUCGAGAUGUCGAUCCAAAAGAGUGGUUGAAAUUUGAUUACCGUCUGCUCAACCCCGAAAAAGAUGCAUCCUCUGAUAUUUCAUCCGAGUCAGCCUCUCCCCAUCGUUUCAACCCGAACACAGACAGCCCCAAUAACGACGAAUCUCUCGAUACGUCAGGAUCCAAUUCCGAUUCUCGACGUUUCAAAUCGGACAGAGACAGCCCUGAGUCACCAUCUGCUGGCCAGAAUGACCAGGGAUCUGCGAUGAGCCCAUCCUUACCCCCUUCCAAUCCCGACAGCAAUGGCUCAGAAGACGACGGUGAUCCCUCCCUUCUUACAAUCCCCGAGCUUCAUUCCCGUGGUUCUGCUAUCUACCGGCCUCGCGAGAAUUGGCACGGCUGGCACCCGAGCCGGCAUUACCGACUGCUGUUACUGUUCUGCAAUCACACGGUCAUGAGCUAUGAGUUCUGGCACACCUGGAUGAACUGA
Messenger RNA from Penicillium olsonii, 2331 nucleotides. The record is from the annotation of a GenBank genome assembly. Lineage: Eukaryota; Fungi; Ascomycota; Eurotiomycetes; Eurotiales; Aspergillaceae.